AUGCCUCCCGUAUACCAUUUUCAGAACGGACUAAGGUUUGUGGCGCCAUAUUAUUAUACAUAUCGAACUACAGUGAAGGGACGGUGGUUUGAUAGAUCUAUUCUAGAGGUUUUCACUGAAGAAUUCAGGGAUUAUGAUCGUGGUCACUAUAUCAAGCGUAUUGAGGAAGACAAUGUUCAGGUGAUACGAAAGAGGAAGGGGAAAGAAACAGUCUAUAAAGGAAAGAUAUUGAUGGAUUUACCUCUAGAAUCAGGGGAUCUAGUCAUACAUAAAGAGCAUAAACAUGAAAGACCCGUUAGUGAUACUAAAAUUAAGAUUGUUCAUAACGACCAGAAUAUCUUAGUGGUUGACAAACCGUCCGGAAUUCCAAUGCACCCUGUUCAGGGCUACCUCUACAACACCCUCACAGAGAUCUUGAAAAAAGAUCUUUCCUUGAAACGACUUCAUCCUUGCAACCGUCUUGAUAAACUCACUAGUGGAGUUGUCCUUCUUUGCAAAAAUGUGCAGAGUGCAUCAUUCUACCAACAGAUGAUCCAGAAUAGAAAUUUUACUAAAGAAUAUGUUGCCAGAGUCGAUGGAAAGUUUCCUACAAUACCAUGCGAAUGUAGUGAUGAUGUAGUUGUUAUUGAUGCCAAACGGAAAUCUCACGGGUUCUGUAGACGUGAGGCUCUUACCCGAUUCAAGUUGUUGAAAUACAGUCCCAUACUAAACCAAAGUAUCGUUCUAUGUAAACCUGUUACAGGCAGAACGCAUCAGAUUCGUAUCCAUCUCCGAAAUCUUGGACAUGCCAUUGUGAAUGAUCCAUUGUAUAACCCCAAACUGAACAAUCUGCUGGGUAAUGCCAAAAAGAUUGACCUCACCACCAGGGAAGGACAAGAAGUGGUACAAAAUGAGCAUACUCAAAAACGGAUUGAUCUAUUAAGUGGACAGAAAUGCCCAGAGUGUGGCAUUGACCUAUAUAAAGAGCCUGACAGCAAAUCUCUCAUUAUGUAUCUACAUGCACUACGAUAUUCGAGUAAGAACGAACAAGGUGAGCUGCAAUGCUAUGAGACCGAAAUGCCACAAUGGACAUACAUUACUUAA
This is a messenger RNA of Brettanomyces nanus, 1083 nucleotides long. RefSeq lists its product as uncharacterized. Gene Ontology annotation, biological process: pseudouridine synthesis; proteolysis. The record is from RefSeq and is a predicted model, not a curated record. Gene Ontology annotation, molecular function: RNA binding; pseudouridine synthase activity; cysteine-type endopeptidase activity. NCBI's taxonomy places the organism in Eukaryota, Fungi, Ascomycota, Pichiomycetes, Pichiales, Pichiaceae. The coding region runs from base 1 to 1083 and encodes 360 amino acids. The transcript has a single exon.